GCGCUGCACAGGUCACCUUACAGAACGCAUGAACGGCAACAGAACCUUAAUAUUUAUCUAUAAAAGCCAAAAAAGUUAAUAGUUUAGUGUAGUUUCUGCUUCGUUUCGGAACUAUUAGACGGAGCAUGUGAGGUUUAGUUUGUUGUCGUGUUAUUUUAUUCGUGACACUUGUUUUUUUCGUGUUGCUAAAGCGGUCCGUCACACAUAAAAGUUCGGCUAAUGCUACAUUCACAACAUGUCUCAAGAGGAGGUUUUCCUGGGAACAACACAAACAAACCGGAAUGAAAGCGAUGUAAACCGGGACAGGAGCAGGAGCCGGUUGGGGCUGGUCGUUACGGGGGUCGUAGGGGGGUCUCUCGUCGCCCUGUACGCGGUAACGGCCCCGUUCGUCGCCCCCGCCCUCAGGAAAAUCUGUCUCCCGUUUGUCCCAGCGACCACAGCUCAGGUGGAGAAUGUCCUGAGGGUGUUACGAACCAGGACGGGAAGUCUGGUGGACAUCGGCAGUGGAGAUGGAAGGAUAGUGAUCGCAGCAGCAAAGCAGGGCUUCCGGGCAUCAGGCUUUGAGCUGAAUCCUUGGCUGGUUUGGUACUCGCGCUAUAAGGCCUGGAGAGAAGGAGUCCGACAUUCAACAUCGUUCUACAUCUCUGACCUGUGGAAGGUCAGUUUUGCGCAGUACUCCAACGUUGUCAUUUUUGGAGUCCCUCAAAUGAUGGACAAACUGGAGCUCAAGCUGGCAAACGAGUUACCGAGUACGGCCAAGGUGGUGGCCUGCCGCUUCCCCUUCCCUACGUGGGUCCCUGAACAUACCGCCGGGGAGGGCAUCGACACCGUGUGGGUGUAUGACGCCAAGACGUUUAAAUCGGAUCUGCACGGAGAAAUGACGAGGACAGUGUCACAACAGGAAGACGCAACAGAUUCAAACACAUAAUACACACGUUUAGAGCAGGUGGACGGUGAAAUUUCUCCACUGGGAUGGACUUGAAGCGGCAGAAAGUUGGACAUUUUGGAUUUCAAUUCAAGAUUUCUGUACAAGAGAAGCUGACUGACACUGGAAAGUUGUCUUAGAGUUGUUAAAGAUUG
This is a messenger RNA of Sphaeramia orbicularis (orbiculate cardinalfish), 1080 nucleotides long. RefSeq names its product fATP synthase c subunit lysine N-methyltransferase (gene atpsckmt). The transcript has 4 exons. The record is from RefSeq and is a predicted model, not a curated record. Gene Ontology annotation, biological process: regulation of mitochondrial ATP synthesis coupled proton transport; positive regulation of proton-transporting ATP synthase activity, rotational mechanism; peptidyl-lysine trimethylation. Bases 236 to 928 code for a protein of 230 amino acids. Gene Ontology annotation, cellular component: mitochondrion. Lineage: Eukaryota; Metazoa; Chordata; Actinopteri; Kurtiformes; Apogonidae. Gene Ontology annotation, molecular function: protein-lysine N-methyltransferase activity.